Messenger RNA from Clonostachys rhizophaga, 2400 nucleotides. NCBI's taxonomy places the organism in Eukaryota, Fungi, Ascomycota, Sordariomycetes, Hypocreales, Bionectriaceae. The record is from the annotation of a GenBank genome assembly.
AUGGCAAAGUACUUGACGCCGGCCAAGCUCGGGCUCUUGGUCCUUAUCGAGCUCUACCUCGAGGGCGCGAUCCCCAGCGAUGCCGUCCUGCCCGUCUUAUCCUUCAUCACCUCCCAUCUCAUGGACCGGAGCAACACGACCCCGGGCACCAGCGCAGACCAGUCGUCACGAUGGGAGCGGGCGGAAAAGACGGUGAGCCUCGUCAUCAGCAUCAAAGACUUUGAGAAGCUGCUGGGCAGCUAUCCGUUCCUCAUGGGCAUGCCGGGCAAGAAGCUCUGGGAUCAGUUCCUUGGACGGCUGUGGGCCCUCAACUCGCUCGAUGCGCUGCACAUCUUCCUCGAUACCUUGCCUAGGAUGCUUGCCAUGACGAAGCGGGAGCUCCAGCGCCAGACUGAAACUGGGUCGCCAGAUCCUGAUGAAGGAAACAAGACCGUCAAGUUGUCGCGCAACUCGCUGUUCGGCUCAACUAUUCGAAGAGCCAGGGUUGAGUACAGCCGGCUCAAGUGGCAUGAUACGACACAGCUCUGGCAAGAUUUCGUCCGGUACCGACAGCCUACGGCGCACUACAUGCGGCGAAAGGCGCCUUCGAGUUUCGGCCGGCUUAGUUUCGAUUGCGUCUUGGAAGAAGGCGAGAAUGAAUCAUGGGAGACCGGGCAGGCGAUGACACUGGCAUCCGUCGCGUAUGGCGACAUGCUCUCGGGCGACCACAUGGGUUCGCUGCCGGUGAGCAGUGAUGAUAUUGAAGUGCUGCUUGAAUUCCAGGUUCAGCAGAUGCAAAAAUAUGGGAGUCGUGUCCCAUCAGAGAUUCGACAUCAAUUCCAUGACCUCCUGAACGACAGUUGUACCGUUCCUAGUCUCACACACUAUGUCAAUUUCCUCGAGUCCUGGCGAGCAGGUGACUAUCCCUCAGCUUUUGAUCUUCUCCAUCGGUACUUUGAUUAUACGGCGCAAACCCGAGACCGAUUCUUCUAUCAGUACGCCCUGAUGAACCUGGCCGUCCUGCAGGCAGAUUUCGGCUGCUACAAAGACGCCGUGACGGCGAUGCUCGAGACCGUCUCGACGGCCAGAGAGAACAAAGACAUGGCAUGCCUCAACUUUGCGCUCAACUGGCUGUUCCACUUCGGGCGCUCACAUCCCGACCUCGUGCGCAACCUCGAGUCCAAGAGCAUGAUUGGGACCGGGAAGGAGACGCUGGCCUUUCUUCGUGUCAAGGCGAAGGAGGCCGGGAUGUGGAGUCUCUUCAGCUCGGUCCUGCUGAGCGAAGCCAAGCUGUCUAUGAUGAACGGGGAGAGCAUCGCGACGGCAAUAGAGUGCAUGGUGCGCAGCUCUCACCUCAUAGUAACGAGAAACAUGCGGAUCAUGUUUGGGUCGCAGCUGUCGAUGUACGGCUGCUUCUGGGACCGACUAGGCCUGACGUAUCUGGCGACGACGGCGUGCGAAGUCUUUGUCCGCGGUCAUGCGCCCUAUGCGGUGUUCGAGGACGAGCUCAGGCUCACAUGCCGGCUCGCGGUCGCACUGGCCAACAAAGGCGAGUACGACGAGGGGCUGAAGCUGAUGAACUUGCUCGACGGCCACUCGCUGCGAGCGUGGAAGGCGAUGCAGCACUGGCGUCGGUGCAUGGGCAUCAUCAAGGGGCAGCGCUAUCUGCACCGCAACGACCUCGAGGGCGCCGAGCACAUCAUGGACCAGCUGGUGCAGUCGUCGGACGAAGACAUGGAUCCAGAUGUGGCGUAUAUGAUUGAGAUGAUGCACGUCGACCUGCUGGUGCGCAAGGGCGAGCUCCAGGAAGCUUUUGAGCGGGUCGACGCCACCAUGGUCCGGCUGCACAAGCUGGACUGCGACAAGGCGCUGCGGAUCAGGCUCAUGCUCUGCAAGGUGUCGCUGCUGGACAAGUGCGGGCGGCCGCAGCGCGCGUUCUCCAUGGCCAUGCAGGCGUCUUCCUACGCGCUGAAGGCUCGGCUGCUGCCGUUACUCUGGCAGUCGAUGGGGGCAGUGGCCAACAUGCUAGUGUCGCGAGGUGAGUUUGGGGCCGCGUCGAAGCUACUGAGGGUGGCCAUCCCGCGGGCCAUCGAGGGCGAGCAGUUUGAGAUAUCCGGGCAGCUGUACUCGAUCCUGGGAGAUGCCUACAUGGGACUCGCAGGCCGUUCGAAGCCUGAGUCGAAGCAGAGGAAGGAGUACAUGACGAGGGCCAUGGGGGCCGUCUCGGAGUCGUUUGACCGCUACUCCAAGCUUGAAGAUAUCAUGCGGCAACGAGAGAUGACGGCCAAGAAGGCGGUGAUUAUGCAGCUCUCCGGGGACAUGACCCUGGCGGCAGGAUACGCUGCUGCAUAUGUGUCGUUGCAACAAAAGGGGGAAGACAUCAAGGCUGCUGGGGAGGGUGUCAAGGCUGCAGAUGAAUAG